UAUUUUACAUUUUCAAAUCUCGGAGAUGGCAUCUGCGGUGCCGGCGACGGCGACGGCGACGGCGGGGCAAGAGUUGUCGAACCCUCCUUCGGACGGCAUCUCGAACCUCCGGUUUUCGAACCACAGCGAUCACCUGCUGGUGUCUUCGUGGGAUAAGAGCGUGCGGUUGUAUGAUGCGAGCGCCAAUGUGCUGAGAGGAGAGUUCAUGCACUCUGGCCCCGUCCUCGAUUGCUGCUUCCACGACGAUUCCUCCGGCUUCAGUGUCGCCGCCGACAAUACUGUUAGACGGCUUGUAUUCAGCUCCAAUAAAGAGGAUAUUCUGGGAAGGCAUGAUGCACCUGUUCGUUGUGUUGAGUAUUCCUAUGCCGCAGGGCAGCUGAUCACUGGUAGCUGGGACAAAACCCUGAAAUGUUGGGACCCUAGAGGUGCAAGUGGCCAAGAGCGCACGCUAGUUGGGACAUAUCCACAACCUGAGCGUGUUUACUCUCUCUCACUGGUUGGACAUCGUCUGGUUGUAGCGACGGCUGGAAGACAUGUUAAUAUUUAUGAUUUGAGGAACAUGUCUCAACCUGAGCAACGUAGAGAAUCUUCACUAAAAUAUCAAACCAGAUGCGUGCGCUGUUACCCUAAUGGAACAGGAUAUGCACUUAGUUCUGUUGAAGGCCGGAUUGCAAUGGAAUUCUUUGACCUGUCUGAGGCUAGCCAAGCAAAAAAAUAUGCUUUUAAGUGUCACAGAAAAUCAGAAGCUGGUAGGGACAUCGUCUAUCCUGUAAAUGCAAUUGCAUUCCACCCCAUAUAUGGUACAUUUGCCACGGGAGGUUGUGAUGGCUAUGCUAAUGUAUGGGACGGAAACAAUAAGAAGAGGCUAUACCAGUACUCAAAAUAUCCUACAAGCAUUGCAGCACUUUCGUUUAGCAGAGAUGAACGCCUCUUGGCUGUUGCAUCAAGUUACACAUUCGAAGAGGGGCCUAAACCCCACGACGAACAAGAUGCUAUUUUUGUUCGCAGUGUAAACGAGAUUGAGGUCAAGCCAAAGCCAAAAGUCUAUCCCAAUCCUCCAGCGUGAUUCGUGAAGGCCAUUUUGAAAAUGGAAGUUUUUUUUUUUUUUCU
This is a messenger RNA of Abrus precatorius (Indian licorice), 1110 nucleotides long. Its product is annotated as mitotic checkpoint protein BUB3.1. NCBI's taxonomy places the organism in Eukaryota, Viridiplantae, Streptophyta, Magnoliopsida, Fabales, Fabaceae. The transcript has 8 exons. Gene Ontology annotation, molecular function: ubiquitin binding. The record is from RefSeq and is a predicted model, not a curated record. Gene Ontology annotation, biological process: mitotic spindle assembly checkpoint signaling. Gene Ontology annotation, cellular component: mitotic checkpoint complex; bub1-bub3 complex; kinetochore. The coding region runs from base 26 to 1066 and encodes 346 amino acids.